Molecule: messenger RNA, 942 nt
Organism: Vanessa atalanta (red admiral)
Lineage: Eukaryota; Metazoa; Arthropoda; Insecta; Lepidoptera; Nymphalidae
Exons: 6
Coding region: 35-832 (265 amino acids)
Biological process (GO): regulation of cell projection organization
Cellular component (GO): ciliary basal body
Molecular function (GO): cytoskeletal protein binding
Source: RefSeq, a predicted model, not a curated record
GCUCGAAUUAACGAAAAAAAAAAUAAUAAGCAAAAUGACCUGGGACGUAACGUUGGAUUUUGAGUAUGUGGUAACUAAGAAGAUACCACCUCGUAUAUGUUUUGGCACGGGUCUCGAUCGUGAAGUGUUACCAAUAAAAGGACCUUUGUUGAGUCCUUUUAUGAGGCGUAAUGCGCCUGAAGUGAAACCGAACUUGGGUCCUGGCUCUUACGACGAUAAACGUGACGCCUUCUACGACCUCACGCACAGGAUUUACAGCAAAUGUUAUUAUGGACCAAAAUCACCCAGAUGGAAGGUAAAACAUGAGUAUCAGCCACCUCCACGAGAACCUGAGCAAAUGAAGGCUCUACCUCUAAAUUGUGCACCUUUUAAUUCCACUUCAAGGAGGAAACCGUUAUUUAAAUCCGGCGAGUUUCCGGCACCAUGUGACUAUUGUCCAGAAUAUAAGAAAAGACAGAUGAAAUUCGCCUAUAGUUUCUCAGGUAAAAAGGUUUUAAGAUGCGCCGUCGAGAUAAAAUGUGUUCCGUAUAAUUUGGAUGCCUGUGGUUUUUGCGGGUGCUCUUGUUCGGCACAGGGAGACUAUUGGCAUUAUGAAAACAGAAUAUUUCUGUGUAGAAAACAUUAUUCAAGAUUGUUUAAGAAUUGUUUAGCUAAAUUUCAAGGCGCAAAGUUGGCUGAAUUUAAGUCGGUGAGAGAUUGUUUCUUUGCACAUGCACAUAAUAGUUGCAAAGCUGCUUUGAAAAUUAUGAAAGUUGAAGAAAUCGAAAAGAAACUUCGAAAGGAAGCCUAUCUUGACUUAUAUUUUCCACAACGCAGAUUUUGUAACAAUUAAUUUCAAUAUUAAUAUAUGUAUUUUAAUUUAGUAUUUUGACCAUGAUACAUUUUUUGUACUAGCAAUUUUAUUUUUAUACAAGCUUGCAACAUUGUAAUCAUCAAUCAUCU